Messenger RNA from Miscanthus lutarioriparius, 327 nucleotides. The record is from the annotation of a GenBank genome assembly. NCBI's taxonomy places the organism in Eukaryota, Viridiplantae, Streptophyta, Magnoliopsida, Poales, Poaceae.
AUGGUGAUUUCCACGAUUGCUGCGUUCCAAGGGAGGUUCUAUUUCAUCAACUCAACCAGAGACAUGUGCGCCAUCGACUUCACAACAAGCAGCAGCAAAGAGCACCCUGCGUUCCACUAUUUCGAUGCACGCAAGGUUGAUUUCCCCAAAGGGAUGAACUUCGAGGCGACCUGGCUGCUCGACUGUGACGACCAGCUCUUCCUUGUCGACGUCUCCUGCGUCGGCGUCGAUCCUCACAACAUUGGCGCCAUCCGCGUGUACAAGAUAGGACUUCUCGUCGUCGUCGACACCCAGCAAGCCUCCUCCUCGUUGGCGCAGGGUCCGUGA